AUGGCGGGAGGGAGUUCUGGGAGGAAGAUGGAUCAGACGCCCUCCUGGGCAGUGGCAACAGUUUGUACGGUGAUCAUCAUCAUCUCGCUUCUGUUGGAGAAGGGGCUCCAUCGCAUUGGGAAGGUGAGUUUCUUCCACCUUCGGAUCCUGCUGAAUGAAUGAACGAAUGAAUGGUUUGAGCUGGGUUUCAAGGGAUUGAAGUGUUCUUAGGAAGAAUCUUCGGGGUGAUUCUUUUUCUCUCGGUGUGAUUCCUGAUGAGUUUGGUUCGUCUCAAUUUCAGUGGUUCUCCGAUAAACACAAGAGGGCGAUGGUUGAAGCUCUGGAGAAGAUCAAAGACGGUGAGAGCCACAUGAAUCAUCUCUUAUCUCAUCUCAUCUCAUCUAACCAUCAGCAUGAAGAUCGGGGGAACUGAGAAAAGACCCAUACUGGGAUCUCUGGAUUUCCUUCAAAAACGUUGACUUCCACGUUUCUCUCGUGAACUUCGAUGGCUUACCUUUUAUGUUCUUCCGUGUUUGGAACAAUCCCACGUCGGAGGAAAUUAGACCAUAAAAGAAGAAAGAAAAAGAGAAGAAAGAAAACCCUGAAGUUACAUAGGGAUAACCCUAGUUCUUGACGUAAUUAGACAUCUGCGGAGGAGAGAACGAAAUCAGAGCCUGUGGGCAUACGGAUGAUGGGUAACAACAAGCAGUAGACUGGCCUCAAGCUACUCUUUUUUCUUGUUCUUGAGACUUGUGAUGAUUGAUCCAGGGACCUCGGCUAUGCAUCAAGAAUGGCCCGAGAUUGAAACAAAUAAAAACAAAUGAAAUGAGUAAAUAUGGAAUAAAUGAAGGGAACAUGUGACUCACGAAGCUUCCUCCUCUUGCAGAGUUGAUGAUUCUCGGGUUCAUCUCCUUGUUGCUGACGUUUGUUCAGAACUAUGCGGAGAAAAUCUGCAUACCAUUAAGUGCUGGGAACACAAUGCUGCCCUGCCCGCUCAAGGAAGACAAGGCAAAGGAGAAAGGAGGCCGAAGGCUCUUGUGGGACCUCGCGGAAAGCAUGGAGUCCAGGAGGAUGUUGGCUGAGGAAAAAGACUCCGUAUGUCCGGAGGUACGUGGAUAUUCCAUGACAAGAUUUUGCGCCUCAAUAUUUUAACUUAGAAUCAAAACCACCCUCUUCGGGGAUGGCGGGAGGGAGAUCCCAGGGUUUAUUGAUUCACUACCUUCUUCAACAGGGUAAGGUGUCCUUUAUGUCCGCAUAUGCCAUCCACCAGCUGCACAUCUUCAUAUUCUUUCUGGCGAUCUUCCAUCUGCUCCACAGCGCCGCGACCAUGGCUCUCGGGAGGGCAAAGGUCAGCAGAUACUCUCGGCUGCCCUACCAUAAAAUAUUUCCAGGACUCCACAGCUUCUACACCCAGAAACAAUGCUAAAUAUUCUCAUGUUCGUUUUGUAGAUUCGCAGGUGGAAGGAGUGGGAAAGGGAAACCUCAUCGCUUGACUAUGAGUUCUCAAAUGGUAGGCUCCUGGAAUUUGGCGAAGUCCUGAUUGCCCUGUUUUACUAUCUCAUUGAUGGAACAAUGGCCCGGUCAUCUUGCAGACCCUUCAAGAUUCAGAUUCGCCCAUGAGACGUCCUUUGUGAGGCAGCACACGAGCUUCUGGGACCGGAUUCCUUUCUUGCUCUACAUUGUGAGGAUCUCUUGUUCUUCUUUCCUUCAUGAACUCAGUGUGCCGGUUUUUCAUUAUCUGAUCAAUGGUGGAGAAGAGCUGCCAAAGCCGGUUUAGUCCCAUAUUCUGGGUGCCAAAGGGCUGGCCCGGCCCAAUACGUGACAUCAUUUAGGUGGCCCGAACCUGGCCAGGGGCCAGAGACAAAGCUCCGGGUUAAUGGGUUCUGGGGUUAGGCCCGGGCUGCCAAGGCUGCCAAGGCCAGGUCUGGGCUUUCCAGGCCCAUUGAUUCCAAGCACGAGACUUCUGCAGUGAAAAGAUUUAGUUCAGCAAGAUCAAAUCUUCUACCUGUUCCUCAUUCUUUGUUUCUGGAGGGUCAAUGUCGAUGUGUUCUGUUCUGUGACGGCUGUCUCAUUUGCAUCCCUCUUCAGGUGAGCUUCUUCCGACAGUUCUUUUGGUCUGUUCGCAAGGCGGAUUACCUCACCAUGCGCCACGGCUUCAUCUCCGUGAGUUCCUUCAACAGUGUGAUCCAUAAACAGCUCCAUGUUUUUUACCCCCCCUCCCUUGUGACUGGUUCUUGCCUCACUGCCCUUGCAGACCCACUUGGCCCCAGGCACUAGGUUUGACUUUCAGAAGUACAUCAAACGGUCUCUGGAGGACGAUUUCGUAGUAAUUGUCAGCAUAAGGUAAACGAUGGCCAUGUUACCUUCCUCCUCUAUGAACGUUGACGACCACAGCCCAGUUUCCUGAAACCCUUAAUGAGAAAUGGAUGGUAUUUACUGCGCCUUUCUAGAGCAAGAAAGUAUUCUGACUAGCAGCCAAUGGGGUUGAUAAUUCCAUAUAAGUGAUACUACUCUGUAUAUAAUCUUCGUAAUCCUGUACAUAUGCUGUAACAUCACUUCGUCAUCUCUGUUUCACCAUAGCUUUGACUUCAUUUUCUCUUCACAGCUGUUCUACUCUGCCCAUCUCAUUCUAACCUGUUCCUUUCGCAUCCAUGCAGUCCAAUCCUUUGGGCUUCUGCCGUGAUCUUCCUGCUCGUAAACGUCCAAGGUGAGCUACUACCAAGAAAGAUUCUAACUACGGCAAUCCAUGUAUUCCGGUGAAAUUAUCUUCCCCGGCCUGACUAUGAGCUUUUCCUUCCCUUCCAGGAUGGCAUACCCUGUUCUGGAUUUCUCUGGUCCCCCCAGUGGUAGGAGAUCUCUGGGACUAAUUCUAUCUGCUCAUCCGUCCUUCCAACUUUGGGGUCCAAGCUCAUCUGAUUUAUCUGUGACCUUGAGCAGAUAAUCUUGGCAGUUGGGACAAAGCUGCAGGCUAUCAUCACCCGGAUGGCCCUCGAGAUCAAAGAGAGACACGUGGUGGUUCAAGGGAUUCCUGUGGUGCAGCUCUCCGAUCACCACUUCUGGUUCGGCAAACCUGGUCUCGUCCUAUUUCUCAUCCAUUUCACGCUUUUUCAGGUAAUUGUGGGCUCUUCCUCCCUUUCUUGUGAUCUAAAGUAAUGAAAACUGUUGAACACUAUAUAAUAGAAAUAAAAUCACCAUUUCAAAGGAACUAAUCAGCUACAUCCCCACCAUUACGAUGACCAUGAACUUGUCUGACAAUCUGAUGUCAUUGAUCUUUGUUGCAGAAUGCAUUCCAGUUGAUCUACUUUCUGUGGAUUUGGGUAAGAACACAUAUUUCCUUAUCCCUGCAGUUGGGUACUAUUCUGAGCUAUCCGUAUUCUAUUUUCGUGGAUCUGAUGUUUCCAUUCAUCUUCUUCGGACCUGCAGUAUGCAUUUGGGCUGAAUUCAUGCUUUCAUGAAAGCUUCGGGUUGGUCAUAGCAAGAGUUGCUAUCGGGUAAGGCAUACUUGAUGAUGACACUCCAUCUUCUUCACAAUGUCAUUGAACAAACAUUCAAAGCAUCUAGGAAACACAGAAGCUUGAGAUUUACAAGGCAUUGGAUUUCUCUGAUGUCUCACUCCUAACAGAUAAAAGAAUAAUACACAAACAAAAAAGUUAGAACAAUUUCCUUCUAUUACUGCUAGCAUACACGCAUGCUUGGUGGGGCUUUCUCAUCAUGGUCCCCGGGGUUCUCUGCAGGGUAUCGGUCCAAAUUCUGUGCAGCUACGUCACACUUCCACUCUAUGCUCUCGUCUCUCAGGUAUCCUCCUCCACUGACUGCUACUUGUCGUCCGGCUGUUAUAGGAGAGAAGGGAUGUAGUCUUAUGCAUUAGGAGAUUUUGAAAGGAAAACCAGGCAUGAAUGGGAGGCUGACCAGGGUGAUCUGGACUUGUGUUCCCGUCUCAGAUGGGAUCGCGCAUGAAGAGAUCCGUCUUCGACGAACAGACCUCCAAGGCCAUCAAGAAGUGGCAGCAGGUGGCAAAGAAGAGGCGUGGAGGCGGCAAGUCGUCGACUCAUUCCCCUUUCCGGACUCCCACAGAGAGCCGCAGCGGGAGCCCUAGCGCCUCUCCUGCGCGGCCAAUGCAGAGGUUCAUGACCACAGGCCAUGCGACGGCCAUGACCACCCUUCCUCGGCGGUACUACUCCGACAACGAGCUCACGGACAACGAGCCCGAGGCGCCGCUCUUCUCGCCCCGCCACACGGACUCCGUCGCGCCGGUGGAGCAGCGCCUGGAGGUGACCGAAGACCAGCGAAACCCCACCGAUGACUUCUCCUUCGCGAAGGCCGCCUCCUCCGGCCGCUCGCCGCCGGUCUGA
Molecule: messenger RNA, 4331 nt
Organism: Spirodela intermedia
Lineage: Eukaryota; Viridiplantae; Streptophyta; Magnoliopsida; Alismatales; Araceae
Source: the annotation of a GenBank genome assembly